CUGGCGCGAGUCACUCUUGUUUCUUCCUUAUCUCAUGGGCUAGAUUCAGGCACAUCGGGGUUAACUUAUAAAUAAAAUGACACAACCCAACGGAAUUGUCAGCAACGGCAAAAGCCGGGACGGUCAUAGGAAGGAGGUGAAGAUAGUAAUUGUGGGCGAUGGAGGCUGCGGUAAAACUUCCCUACUCAUGGUUUACGCGAAGGGAUCAUUCCCUGAGCAUUAUGCGCCCUCAGUAUUUGAAAAGUAUUCAACCACCUCCACAAUUGGAAACAAAGAAGUUUUCCUACACUUGUAUGACACAGCAGGGCAAGAAGAUUACGACAGGUUGCGCCCUCUUUCCUAUCAAGAUGUAAAUUUGGUUUUAAUAUGCUUUGAUGUUACAAACCCAACCAGCUUUGAUAAUGUAUUAAUAAAGUGGUAUCCUGAAGUGCAUCACUUCUGUCGAGGCGUUCCUAUAGUGCUUAUUGGCUGUAAAACAGACCUGCGCAUGGACAAAGAGCGCUUGCGCAGACUGAAGACUUCUCAACAGGAGCCAAUUACUUAUACUCAGGCAGAAACUAUAUGUAGAGACAUACAAGCCGAGGACUACCUGGAGUGUUCAGCCAAAUUUCGGGAGAACGUGGAGAACGUGUUUAGAGAAGCCACUGUCAUCGCUCUAAAUAGCAUGAAAAAGGAACAGAGACUGAAGAGGAAACAUAGACAGUGUUCAGUUCUUUGAAGCAGCCAAUUCAUCUUGCUACAAACUGCCAUUAGUGUUUUUUUGCACAGCUUGACACGUCUGUGCUUUAGGGUGAAAUCCCUGGACUGAUGUAAAUAUGUUUUUAAUAUAGCAUUAAUAUUUUCUGUUUUUAUAAUUGACCCAUAUUUGGACAUUUUAAGUUGAAAUUAAUAGUGCAAUGGACUAUUUUUCCUUUAUUAUAGUAUUACAUUCAUACCACAUUGGUCAGCUACGCAUGUGGUAUAUUGGUUCUGAACAGACAAAAUCAUUUAUGUACUAAAUGCCUUUGUCGCCGGUGAAGAUAUUAGCUGAUCUGGCAGCCAGAAGAUAUCAUCAGAUUCAUAUUUUUAAUAUCGUAGGCUCUGUCAAAAGUAUAAACGUCUCUGAAGUAAGCUGCUAAUAUUACCCUGUACCUCGCUGGUCAUUAAGGGAUUGAGUUGCUAUAAUAGUGUGACCACACUAUUACUCCCUCCCUUCAUCCGCAUGACUUCCUAAAAUAGCGCACUCUUGCUGCUGGCGGCAAGACUGCGCUACUGAAACGGCUCCCCUAUUGAAAGACCGUCGCUGGUCAUUAAGGGGUUAAUGUAAUAUAUCUGUUAGGAUGACAAAACAGAACUCUUAGUUCAAAACAUAUACUUAUCUAUUAAAGGGACAGUGCUUUUUAUAUAUAAUAUAUAUGUAAUACAAUACUGCAUUGCACAAGCUCUGCAUAGAUUGAAUGUUAUUAUAAUCAUAUGUUGGCAUAGUGAGCACUGUUUUGCAGCCCUCAGACAUGCCUGGUUUUUUUUUGUUUUUGUUUUUUUUUAAAUUUGUAAAAGAGUCUUUUUCUCUUGUAAGGUGUAUCCAGUCCACGGAUCAUCCAUUACUUGUGGGAUAUUCUCAUUCCCAACAGGAAGUUGCAAGAGGGCACCCACAGCAGAGCUGUUAUAUAGCUCCUCCCCUAACUGCCAUAUCCAGUCAUUCUCUUGCAACUCUCAACACGCAUGGAGGUAGUAAGAGAGAGUGGUGAAAUAUAGUUAGUUUUUUAUCUUCAAUCAAAAGUUUAUUUUAAAUGGAGUUGUACUAUUUUAUCCCAGGCAGUAAAUAGAAGAAGAAUCUGCCUGAGUUUUCUAUGAUCUUAGCAGGUUGUAACUAAGAUCCAUUGCUGUUCUCACAUAUGUCUGAGGAGAGAGGUAACUUCAGCGGGAGAAUGGUGUGCAGGUUACUCUGCUAUGAGGUAUGUGCAGUUACAAUUUUUUCUAGAAAUGGAAAAUGCUAGAAAAUGCUGCUGAUACCGGAUUAAUGUAAGUUAAGCCUGAAUACAGUGAUUUAAUAGCGACUGGUAUCAUGCUUACUCUCAGGGGUAAUACCCUUAUAAAAUUGCAAUAUAAAACGUUUGCUGGCAUGUUUAAUCGUUUUUAUAUAUGCUUUGGUGAUAAAACUUUAUUGGAGCCUAGUUUUUUCCACAUGGCUGGCUUAAAUUUUGCCUAGAAACAGUUUCCUGAGGCUUUCCACUGUUGUAGUAUAAAAGUUACAGUUGUUGCAGUUAAAAUUACAAACUGUGACAUCCAGCUUCCUUCAGGAGUCCCCUGUAUGCUAUAGGACAUCUCUAAAGGGAUCAAAGGCUUUCCAAAGUCGUUUAUUGGGGAAGGUAGGGCCACAGCAGGCUGUGGCAGUUUGUUGUGUCUGUUAAAAAAAGUCUAUUGUUUUUUUGAUCCGUUUUUUUAAUUAAGGGGUUAAUCAUCCAUUUGCAAGUGGGUGCAAUGCUCUGUUAACUUAUUACAUACACUGUAAAAAUUUUGUUUGAUUUACUGCCUUUUUUCACUGUUUUUCAAAUUUUGACAAAAUUUGUUUCUCUUAAAGGCACAGUACCAUUUUUUAUAUUUGCUUGUUAACUUGAUUUAAAGUGUUUUCCAAGCUUGCUAGUCUCAUUGCUAGUCUGUACAAGCAUGUCUGACAUAGAGGAAACUCCUUGUUCCUCAAAUGGCGCCAAGUACAUCUAGGGCGCCCAUAGCGAUUACUUUACAAGACAUGGCGGCAGUCAUGGAUAAUACACUGUCAGCGGUAUUAACCAGACUACCUGAAUUUAGAGGUAAGCGAGAUAGCUCUGGGGUUAGACGAAAUGCAGAGCAUACUGACGCUUUAAGAACCAUGUCUGAUACUGCCUCACAAUAUGCAGAAGCUGAGGAAGGAGAGCUUCAGUCUGUGGGUGAUGUUUCUGACUCAGGAAAGAUGAUGCAACCUGAUUCUGAUAUUUCUACAUUUAAAUUUAAGCUUGAACACCUCUGCGUGUUUCUCAGGGAGGUUUUAGCUGCUCUGAAUGACUGUGAUAAAAUUGCAGUGCCAGAGAAAUUGUGUAGACUGGAUAAAUACUAUGCAGUGCCGGUGUGUACUGAUGUUUUUCCAAUACCUAAAAGGUUUACAGAAAUUAUUAAUAAGGAAUGGGAUAGACCAGGUGUGACGUUCUCUUCCCCUCCUAUUUUUAGAAAAAUGUUUCCAAUAGACGCCACCACACGGGACUUAUGACAGACAGUUCCUAAGGUGGAGGGAGCAGUUUCUACUUUAGCAAAGCGUACUACUAUCCCUGUCCAGGACAGUUGUGCUUUUUUUAGAUCCAAUGGAUAAAAAAUUAGGCUACCUUAAAAAAAUGUUUAUUCAAUAAGGUUUAUCCUACAGCCCCUUUGCAUGCAUUGCUCCUGUCACUGCUGCUUCGGCGUUCUGGUUUGAGUCUGGAAGAGGCUUUACAGGUAGCGACUCCAUUGGAUGACAUACUUGGCAAGCUUAGAGCACUUAAGCUAGCCAAUUCCUUUGUUUUCUGAUGCCAUUGUUCAUUUGACUAAACUAACGGCUAAGAAUUCUGGUUUUGCUAUACAGGCGCGCAGGGCGCUAUGGCUUAAAUCAUGGUCAGCUGACGUGACUUCAAAAUCUAAGCUGCUUAA
This is a messenger RNA of Bombina bombina (fire-bellied toad), 3636 nucleotides long. RefSeq names its product ras homolog family member F, filopodia associated (gene RHOF). The coding region runs from base 77 to 718 and encodes 213 amino acids. Gene Ontology annotation, molecular function: GTPase activity; GTP binding. The transcript is spliced from 5 exons. Gene Ontology annotation, biological process: cell migration; small GTPase-mediated signal transduction. The record is from RefSeq and is a predicted model, not a curated record. Lineage: Eukaryota; Metazoa; Chordata; Amphibia; Anura; Bombinatoridae.